AAAUCGGAAUACGUGGCGUCGGUUGCAACCACGAAGUCGAGCUUUGUGUUGUGAGAUACAUACACACACUAGUAGUAGAAAUCUUACAACAUUCCAAUAAACUGGUCGCGCAUGUGUAAUGUGUAAUUCAAGUGGUUAAUAAUAUUCAAUUAUUAGACUAGAGUAUAAUAGAUUCAAAUAUAAAAUAAUUUGUGUUCCAAUAAUGAAACAUGUACACUAGUACAAGUUUUUAAUUAUUAACAUUUGACCAAAAUGAGGUUUUGUUUUAUUAUGAAAGGAGGAGAUGAAAAGUCAUAAUAACAACUUGGAGUAUUUUGCAUGGAAAAAUAUAAAGUGAGUUAACAGAUUAAGCACAUCCCAAACUGCCAUGUCUAGCAUUGCUACCACCGUAAAACGCCGUAAGCCGUUAGUUAAAUCGAAAUCAAAAAAUACAACCAUAGGCACAAGUGCCGUUUUCACUGUUACUACCUCCACUACUACAAACACAUUAAGUGACCCAGUUAAAAACUAUAGCGCGAAUGAUCCAUUUGAUAAAGCGACGUUAGCCAACGCGUCAUCAAACAAAAGACUUCAACGCUUCUCAUUAAGCGACAUACUUGUUGGUAUAAUGCCAAGAACAGCAAAACAACAAACUAACAGUAACAAUGUAUCAAGUAACACAUCAAAUAGCAAUCCCACCACCGCUUUGAUAUUGCGCACAACUUCUCCCACUUUGUACAAUGGCAGCAUAGCAUGUUGCCGCGACGUCAACUGCCGUCUAAAUGCGUUGAAUGAGCAUUUUACAGCACUUGUUCAGCAAAAACACCACCAUCAAUGUAUUCAACGUGCAUCGGUUUGUUCAAAUGCAUCUUCGUCGUCAGGUGUGUCCCAUACAAAGAGUAGCAGACGGAGUAGAAGUUCUACCGUCACUGGUUUGAGUCGAAACGAAACAACUGCGACACCUACCGUACCAGCGAUUGCUGCGGCAGCUCUGCGCGAUGGCUCACCAGAUUCAGGUGUAGGCAGUGAUGCUGCACUGGCGAAAGUAUUUCGUGCUGCCGCAGAAACAACAACAAGCGGCGAUUCUACUUUGUCUUCGCUAGGGCAAUAUCUUACCGUACACCUGCAGCUGGAUUUGUGUACGUGGAUCUUGUUUAUUUUGGCAGCUUUCACACGUUUCUAUAAGCUUUCUAUACCCCACCAUGUUGUAUUUGACGAAAUACAUUAUGGCAAAUAUAUCUCCCUUUACAUGCGAAACAUUUUCUUCUUCGACCAGCAUCCGCCGCUAGGGAAACAACUCAUAGCUGCGGUUGCAUACACAGCCGGCGGUUACGAUGGCAAUUACACAUUUCCACAUAUCGGAGCGGAAUAUAACAAAAAUAUGCCAAUUUUUUGGUUACGCUUUGUGCCAGCGUUGUGUGGUAGCGCAUUAGCGCCUAUCGUUUACAAGCUUCUCAUAGCCGCACGUCUUUCUCGAUGGUCCGCUUUGUUAGGAGGAAUACUUAUUAUUUUGGAUAAUGCAUUGCUCACACAAUCACGGUUUAUUUUGAUGGAGUCAAUGCUUUUAUUAUUUGAAGCCUGUGGCCUGUAUUGCAUGUUGCGUUUUCAAGAAAGUCGUUUCGGUAGCUCUCUUUGGUUGAUAUUUGGAUUAGCGUCCGCAUCGUGUUUCUCUUUUGCAAGCAGUGUAAAAUAUGCAGGCUUUUUGACAUAUGGUCUCACAGCCUACCUUUCUUGCCGAUUUUUAUGGGAUAAACUUUACGAUGCUACGCUUUCAAAUCUGCAUAUUAUUUUACAAACYUUUGGCCGCAUCGUUUUAUUCACAAUUGUGCCAAUUAUGUUGUAUAUAGGCGUUUUCUUCGUUCAUUUGCAACUAUUAUAUCGUGCUGGCCCACAUGAUAGUAUAAUGACAAGUGCCUUUCAAGCUUCUCUUGAUGGUGGAUUAGCUUCGAUAACAAAAGGUCAACCACUCAAAGUGGCUCAUGGUUCACAGGUAACUCUGCGUCACACACAUGGUCGUACAUGUUGGUUACAUUCACAUACCCACGUGUAUCCAGUGCGAUAUCCAGAUAAGCGUGGCUCUUCACAUCAACAACAAGUCACAUGCUAUUCAUUUAAAGACGUAAAUAACUGGUGGAUUAUUAAGCGUCCACAUCGAGAAGAUUUAGUCGUCGGGAAUGAGUUGGAUGUUAUACGUCAUGGAGAUAUUAUUCAAUUAGUACAUGGGAUCACGAGUCGUGGGCUCAACUCUCAUGACGUGGCCGCACCCAUGACCCCACAAUGUCAGGAGGUAUCCUGUUAUAUCGACUAUGAAAUUAAAAUGCCUGGCGAGUUAUUGUGGCGUGUAGAAAUUUUGAACCGCGAGACGGAAGGAAAUAUAUGGCAUGCCAUUAAAUCGGAAGUGCGACUAAUUCAUCAUACCACGGGUGCAGCGUUACGUUAUAGCGGGCGUCAACUUCCAGAAUGGGGUUUUAAUCAACAUGAAGUGGUGGCAGACCGGAGCGUGGAGCACAAAGACGCAAUAUGGAAUGUUGAAGAACAUCGUUAUACAAAAACACAGGACCAACGUGAACGGGAACGACAACUGCUUAAAGCUGAGAUGAUUCCAACGAAAAAGACAAAGCUAACUUUUUUAGCAAAAUUCUUCGAAUUGCAAACGAAAAUGCUUUGGGGCACAAAACAGCUAGAUACCCACAUGUACAGCUCCUCGCCCCUCGAAUGGCCAUUGUUAGAUAAAGGCAUUGCUUAUUGGGUUGACACAAAAACUGGCAGUCAGAUACAUUUGUUGGGCAACAUAAUUAUUUGGUACACCGGAACGGCAGCACUGAUUUUGUAUAUCUUACUGAAUAUAUUCUAUGUACUACGUCGACGACGCCUCCAUUUUGAUCUGCCAGAACACGAAUGGCACCGAUUUCGCCAAGUCGGUGACAUCUUUUUAGUUGCGUACUUUAUACAUUAUUUACCAUAUUUUACAAUGGAUCGUGCACUGUUUCUGCAUAACUAUCUACCUGCCUUCCUAUUCAAACUCUUACUGUUAUGUUAUGUAUUUGAGCACAUUGACUAUUUGCUACGAUUAUACUGUUAUGUUAAUUGUAAAUAUAACGUUAAAGGUACUUUACAGCCACAGCGGAUUUGGUUAGUCCGAAGCUAUCGUCUAGGUAUUUUAAUAUGGCUUGUAUAUGUUAUAUGGGUCUUUAUAAAAUUCUUGCCAUUAACCUAUGGCAUGCAAAAACUGAGCCCGCAGAAGGUGAUCAGUUUACGAUGGAAAGACACUUGGGACUUUAUAAUACAAGUCCACAAGUCUACGAGUAAUCGGAUUUAACGAUUUCCAACGUAUCUUACACAUCGGAUGGUUGUUAUAAAUAUUAAUAUAWAUGUACAUAUAUGUACACUCAUACAGUAGAUAAAAUAAGUACGUCUAAUUUAUUAAAAAAUGGCAGCGAAUUCAUCGCAAAUGUAAGAAUAGACUUUUAAUAAAAAUAAUAUUUAAUCACCAUAUGCUAAUAAAUAUAUAUUUAAUAAACA
This is a messenger RNA of Bactrocera latifrons, 3501 nucleotides long. It is a transcript of the gene rt, whose product is annotated as protein O-mannosyltransferase 1. Bases 368 to 3298 code for a protein of 976 amino acids. Lineage: Eukaryota; Metazoa; Arthropoda; Insecta; Diptera; Tephritidae. Gene Ontology annotation, molecular function: dolichyl-phosphate-mannose-protein mannosyltransferase activity. The transcript has 5 exons. Gene Ontology annotation, biological process: protein O-linked glycosylation via mannose. The record is from RefSeq and is a predicted model, not a curated record. Gene Ontology annotation, cellular component: membrane; endoplasmic reticulum.